CGCCAUGGCCGACAUACGCACGUUGCGCACGGAAGAACAUCGCGCCUGCGCUAUUCACUUACCAUAAUCGCAUCGUUGCGCAAAGCGUUUGCGGAAGAAUCGGCCAGAGUUAUCGCCACAACAACAGUCUCGCUUUCGACAACAGUUUCGCUUCAAGGAUACUUGUGGGUCUCUCAAGAACACAUCCCUGGAAAUGUCUCCUGUAUGACCUCAACCGUCGUCAUAUGUUUGUGUAUCUGGUGUUGUUGCUAUCAUAACUCACAUUGCUUUUAUCGUGACAUCCGCAUUGUAUGUGGAACACAAUAGGUGCAGAAGCGUAGCGGUUCCACUACUCCGGCACAAAAUGGAGGGAAAUGAUAGAGGAACUGCACUAAAGUGCGUAUUCUCGUCUGGCUGCCUGCGAUGUGCCGUACGUUUUGUAGUCGUAGUCAUGUGGAUCUUAUGAAUAGGAUACAUACGCGUAGUUGUGCACUAGCCUGCGAUGUUGAGAUGCGUAUUUCAACGGCCAGCACUAUGUCUGGUGAAACAGUGUGUCCCUAUGCGUACCACUCAGACGGCUUCAGUUCUAGCCCGUUCGUGUCUCCUACGGACAAAAGGAUGUGAACAUAGAGUGAGUGCAGCGUGUGUUGAGCGUGAAGUCUUCCGAAGUUUGUCUUCCGAUAAGAAGCACGCACCUUUGGCGUACGACCCCCGCGUUACGCAUGUGGCUUCAAAGAGAACUCUGGCAGAUCGGUUUGUGAGUUCCUGCCCCGAGGAGCUACAACCUUACCUACGGCUGAUGCGACUCGACAAACCCAUAGGGUCGUGGCUAUUAGCCUGGCCAGGUUUCUGGAGCAUAGGACUAGCUGCAGAAUCAGGAUCUCUGCCGGACCUUUGGCUUCUAACGCUGUUCGGUGCUGGAGCUGUCCUGAUGCGAGGUGCAGGGUGCACCAUCAAUGAUAUGUGGGACCGUGAUAUCGAUAAGAAGGUGGAAAGGACAAAGAAUCGUCCCUUGGCUCGAGGAGACCUGACGAGGUUCGACGCACUAGUCUUUGCUGGGGGUCUGCUCGCCUUGUCGGACAUAAUUCUCCUUCAGCUCAACUGGUACAGUAUUGUGCUCGGAGCUAGCUCCCUCAUGUUAGUCACCGUGUACCCAUUAAUGAAGCGGAUUACCUACUGGCCUCAACUCGCCCUUGGCUUAACCUUCAACUGGGGAGCCCUCCUGGGCUGGGCCGCCGUCCACGGCUCGUGCGAUUGGACUGUUGUGCUUCCACUUUACAUGGCCACCAUGUCCUGGACUCUCGUCUAUGACACAAUCUAUGCACACCAGGACAGAGUAGACGAUGCCAUUAUAGGCAUGAAGUCAACUGCCCUGAAGUUUGGCAAACAGACCAAGCCAUGGCUUUGGGCAUUUGCGUGUAGCAUGGUUGGAAACCUGACUCUGUGCGGAUGGACAUCUGGUCAAUCGUGGCCAUUUUACUUGGCUACAAUAGCAACUGCAGGACAUUUGGCUACCCAGAUCAAGACGCUAAAGCUGGACGACGCUGGCGAUUGUGGCCGAAAGUUCGUUGCCAACAGACAAGUGGGCUUCAUAAUGUUCCUCGGUAUUAUCUGCAGCAGCCUACUCAAGUAGAGACUGCUUCGAAUUAUUUUCUGUUACAGUAGGGCGAUAAUAUAUAUUACAAAAACACUCGUUAAUGGUUAUACAAAAAUAAAACUUAAGUUUUAAUAA
Ornithodoros turicata is the source of this 1711-nucleotide messenger RNA. RefSeq names its product 4-hydroxybenzoate polyprenyltransferase, mitochondrial-like (gene Coq2). Gene Ontology annotation, biological process: ubiquinone biosynthetic process. Gene Ontology annotation, cellular component: mitochondrial inner membrane. Bases 482 to 1612 code for a protein of 376 amino acids. The record is from RefSeq and is a predicted model, not a curated record. NCBI's taxonomy places the organism in Eukaryota, Metazoa, Arthropoda, Arachnida, Ixodida, Argasidae. The transcript is spliced from 7 exons.